Molecule: messenger RNA, 370 nt
Organism: Staurois parvus
Lineage: Eukaryota; Metazoa; Chordata; Amphibia; Anura; Ranidae
Source: the annotation of a GenBank genome assembly
UUGAUUGUAUACACCUGUGUCCAUGGAGGGGAUUGGAACACCUAAAUCACAUGAUAUGGAGGGGAUUGGAACACCUGAAUCACAUGAUAUGGAGGGGAUUGGAACACCUGAAUCACAUGAUUGGGAGGGGAUUGGAAUACCUGAAUCACAUGAUAUGGAAGGGAUUGGAACACCUGAAUCACAUGAUUGGGAGGGGAUUGGAGCACCUGAAUCACAUGAUUGGGAGGGGAUUGGAACACCUGAAUCACAUGAUAUGGAGGGGAUUGGAACACCUGAAUCACAUGAUAUGGAGGGGAUUGGAACGCCUGAAUCACAUGAUAUGGAGGGGAUUGGAACACCCGAAUCACAUGAUAUGGAGGGCGGGGGCAAU